AUGAACAGUGCCAAAAAAGCACGCCCUGGGCGUCCUGGUGGUGUUCCGAAAAAAGCACCACAUCAAGAACAACAACAACAACCGAUGGACGCCGAUGUUGACGACGAUGCAUGCCUGUCGGAAGACGAGGAAGGAGGCACUCGCAUCGGGGGUAUAUACAUUCCUCCUCCAGUUCCUCCGUACUGCUCGACCGAAUGCAAAGGACCGCGGCUGAUCAUAGAAUGUAUUUCGAAUUACAAUUUCAAAAGCUACGCCGGCCACGUUAUGCUUGGCCCAUUCCAUCAACGGUUCUCCGCGAUCAUCGGUCCCAAUGGCAGCGGCAAAAGUAACGUGAUCGAUUCGAUGCUGUUCGUCUUCGGCUACCGGGCACAGAAGAUCCGCUCGAAGAAACUCUCGGUGCUGCUGCAUAAUUCCUCGAAACAUCCCAACACGAACAGCUGCACCGUUGGGGUGCACUUCAAGCAGAUUAUUGACAAAGAGGAUGGCACGUUCGAUGAGGUGCCGAACAGUGGAUUCGUCGUCGCACGGACGGCUUUCCGCGACAAUUCCUCGUACUACACGAUCGACAACAAGCGGGUACACUUUAAGGAGGUGUCGAAGCUGCUGAAACACCACGGCAUCGACCUGGACCAUAACCGGUUUCUCAUCCUUCAGGGUGAGGUAGAAUCGAUUGCGAUGAUGAAAUCCAAGGCACAAACGGAGAAUGAAUGCGGGCUGCUCGAGUACCUGGAGGACAUUGUCGGUACGACGCGCUAUAAACAACCGCUGCUGAAGAUCAACGAACGCGUUGAGGCAUUGAACGAGGAGCGCACAGAGAAGCACAACCGCUGCAAGCUAGCCGAGCGCGAAAUGAAGGACCUCGAGAAACCGAUGGAAGAAGCGGUCGAAUUCCUUCGGCAAGAGAACACACUGACGCGCACGAAAAACCAGCAGAUCCAAAAGUACAUCAGUGAGCAGAAGCGCAAGAUUGGCGAGUUCGAGGUGGAGCGAGACCAAGCGGCGGGCCUUCUCGCCAAGCACGACGAAACGUAUGAUGCCAUCAAGACGGAGCGGGUGGAAAAGGAGAAGCUAGUGAGGGAGGAAAUCAAACAGUAUGACGCAUUGGUGGCCUCAAAAGAAGCGAAAGAGAUGGCACUGAAGAACUCGCUCGACAAGUACGCCAAGGUGCAGGCAAACAUGCGAAACACGAACGAACGACGUAAGAAAACGCUCGUACAGAUCGAGAAGGAAAAGGAAAAGCUGAAGGAUCUGCUGACGGUUCCGGUGAAAAACCAGAAUGAGAUCGAAGAGUCGGAGAAAAAGAUCGAAUCUCUCACGAAACAGAAGACGGAAGUGGAGGCCACACUAACGGCCAACCUGGAAACACUUAAGGACGAAACGAAGGUGUUACUUGAGGAAAAGGAAAAGCUACAAACCGAGCUGAUCGAGCUAACGCGCGCCGUGGACGAAAGUAAGUCGGCCCUGGCGUUGGCCGAGUCGGAGCUAAAAAUUUGCCAAUCGAGCGAGGUGUCGGAGCAGCGCAAGCUCCAAAGUCUCCGCUAUUCGUUCGAGGACUCGCAGAAAACGCUGGAAGAGAAACGGGCACGCUUGCAAACCCUCGAAGAAGCACUACCUAUCGGCAAGGCAGAGUUGGAGGCGGCCCAACAGAAGCUGGUCGAAAAUGGCAAUGAGGAGAAGGAACUACGCCAACAGCUACGAGUGGUGCAGGGAAAGCUGCAAGAAGCAACCAGCGUCAUGCAGUCGACGCGCUCGCACGGAAAAGUGUUGGACGCGUUGAUGCGCCAGAAGAACGAAGGGCGCAUUCCCGGCAUUCUCGGAAGGCUGGGCAAUCUCGGCGGUAUCGAUGCGCGCUACGACGUUGCCAUUUCAACGUGCUGCGGCUACCUGGACCACAUCGUCGUUGAGACGGUCAACACGGCGCAGGCUUGCAUCGACUUCCUGAAGCAGCACGAUAUCGGUCGGGCGUCUUUUAUUGCGUUGGAAAAAAUUCAACAAUAUCGACAGUACUGUCGCAACACGAUACAGACGCCCGAAAACGUUCCCAGGCUGUUCGAUUUGAUCCGCGUGGAAGAUGAACGAGUCCUGCCGGCAUUCUACUUUGCCCUUCGCGAUACACUGGUGGCCGAAAAUCUCGACCAGGGCCAGCGGAUCGCCUACGGCCGACAGCGGUUCCGCGUCGUCACAGUCGGUGGUGACGUGAUUGAAACAUCCGGUACGAUGUCGGGCGGUGGCCGCUCGCAGCAGCGUGGUCGCAUGGGCACCCAGGUGCAGACAAAAACUUCUGCCAGCGAGCCGGCCGGUGUUUCCAGCCGCGAAAUCGAGCAGCUGCAAAUCCGCGCCCAAGACAUCCAAUCGCAGAUCAACUACCUACAGGAGCAACAGGGCGAGCUGGAAACCAACAUCCAGCAGCUAACGGCCAAGGUGAAGGGGCUCGAGAUGGAGCUGAAGCGUAUGCGCAUGGACGUCAAGAGCCUGCAGGAGCAGAUGCCGCGGCUGAAGGAGCAGCUCGACUAUCAGGAGGAGCGCGUCGCCCGGACCCACUCCGAUCCGGAGAAGGUCCGUGCGCUGGAGGCGAAGGUAGCAGAGUGCACCAAGGCCCACAAGAGCUCAAGUGCCAAGGCGGACAAAUUGCAGGCCGAAGUCGACCGGUACACGGAACAGAUUAACGAGAUCACCAACAGCAAGGUGAAAGUGCUGCAGACGAAGAUCGCCAACUUCGGGAAGCAGAUCGAUAAGCUGGCGGCCAACAUCUCGAAGCUCACCGUCGAAAUCAAAACGUCCGAGCGUAACGUCAAAAAGUCGGAGGAUAAGAUCAAAAGCAUGGAGGAAGAGGUCGAGGCUGCCAAGCAAUCGAUCCGCGAGGGAAACGACGAACGAUCACAGCUGGAAGAGGAAGCGAACCAACUGAAGGUGGAUCUGGAGGAGGUAAAGGUUGCGAUCGAGAAAGCUCACGAGGGCUCGUCUAGCAUCAAGAAGGAAAUCGUGGCGUUGCAGAAGCGCGAAGCGGAGGGCAAAAUGAAGCGGCUCGAGUUCGAACAGAUUCUGCAAACGAUCGAAGCGAAACUGCAAGAAACUAAAGACACGUUGCCCCAUUGGCGGGAUAAGCUGAAACCACUUAAAUUACAUGAAAUUCCGGGCGAAUCUGCACCAGAACCAUUGAAAGAGUACAGCGAGGAGGAGUUAAGCAGCUACAAACUGCCCGACCUACAAUACCAAAUAUCCAUCCUCGAGGAGAAGCUCAACUCGAACAAACCGAACCUGUCCGUGAUCGACGAGUUCCUCAAGAAGCAGGAAGCGUACCUAAGCCGCGUUAAGGUGCUGGAGGAGAUAACGGCCAAACGUAACGAGAUGCGCCAGCUGCACGACGACGUGCGCAAGAAGCGGUUCAACGAGUUCAUGCUCGGAUUCCACAUCAUCACCAAGAAGCUGAAGGAGAUGUACCAGAUGAUUACGCUCGGGGGUGAUGCCGAGCUUGAGCUGGUGGACUCGAUGGAUCCGUUCAACGAGGGCAUCGUGUUUAGCGUACGCCCACCGAAGAAGUCAUGGAAGAUGAUUUCGAACCUUUCCGGUGGUGAGAAAACGUUGUCCUCGUUGGCACUGGUGUUUGCCCUGCAUUACUACAAACCCUCGCCACUGUAUGUGAUGGACGAGAUCGAUGCGGCGCUCGAUUUUAAGAAUGUCUCUAUCGUGGCACAUUAUAUAAAGGAACGUACGAAAAAUGCCCAAUUUAUCAUUAUCUCCCUGCGCUCGAAUAUGUUCGAAUUGUCGGACUAUCUGGUCGGCAUUUAUAAGGUGAGCGAUUGCACCAAUUCCGUCACGAUCGGGAAUGAUCCUCCGAAAUUUGAGUCGCACAUCGGCGCAUCACAGCAGCCAACGCAACAAUUUGGCUACAACGACCAGAGCAUAAACCUUCAUGAGGAAUCCGUGGCCGCUUCAGUAGAGGAUACCGAGAAAAGCACGGCAGCAUCCGAAGGAGCCCAAUCACCAUCUGUUUUAAAUGGGGACGUGGAAAAAGAAGCCGUUGCUGGAAAUAAUUCCGAUGACACCGUAGAAUCAGCCGUGCAAGAGAGUUCGCCCGAUGUUAGACAGGCAGAACCGAUGGAGGUUGACGAAGGAGUGCAGUAGUUUGUGCCUUUGCAGGCGCGAUUGUGAGUCCCAGUUGACUAUGUAUUUCUACCUGACCAUCCCAUUUUACAUUGAAUUUUGUCAAGAAAUAUAUAUAAGAUGAGAAAAUAUCGUUUUACAUGGAACGAAAC
Molecule: messenger RNA, 4256 nt
Organism: Anopheles coustani
Lineage: Eukaryota; Metazoa; Arthropoda; Insecta; Diptera; Culicidae
Gene: glu
Product: structural maintenance of chromosomes protein 4
Exons: 4
Coding region: 1-4125 (1374 amino acids)
Biological process (GO): mitotic chromosome condensation
Cellular component (GO): chromosome
Molecular function (GO): ATP hydrolysis activity; ATP binding; protein binding
Source: RefSeq, a predicted model, not a curated record